AUGAUUUUUAAAGGGAUCGGCGAUUAUGAUAGUGUCCUACAUAUGAUUUUAUACACGUGUGGUUUGCAAACGACUAAUACAUUGGACUCGUAUGCGAAGGAACCGGCGUUUGAUUGUUCAGACUUUUUAAGUCUACCCCAAAACCUGAGGCCAUGUCUUAUCAAGAAUUACGUUAAUAUUCAUCGACAAAAUCUUUGCAAUGGUCUCGAGUUUGAGACCAAUACUGGCCUUCCUAUGGCUGAUAUUGAGUCCAAGUAUGCCAUGCUUUUUGUGCAUCGCGUACAUCAUGUGGUGGGCAAUAGAGAAAAGCAAAUGGGACUUCGUGUUUACCACACUGAAAAAUUAAUCGCUAACCAACUAGAUCAUAUGAUGGCUGGCAUACACCCGUCCAUUUACGGUGUGUUAGUGCCGCCCAAUCGCAACAAUUUUGUAAACGUCGGUCACUGCAGUUACCGGUGUUUCAAAGAGGUAACAAACUCUCGUGAUUAUAUUACCAUCACACAUAUUGAGCCACACGUCCAUACAAAAGGGACUAAAAUACUAAUCAGACAUUUUCGAGGUAAUGAAGAAUUGGACCAGGAUAACGACGUUUUAUCCAUAGAGUGCUAUUACAACAACACAUUAAGCAACGAAACACUAGUGACAACUACCGAAAAACAUGGUGGAGAGAUGUGUCUGGCAUUUAUGUAUUAUUACCCACCAGUAAAAGGGGGCGGAAUGUGCUUCAGUAUGUCUGACGAGGAAACCUUGCUUCAAAUGACUAACUUGGAACAAAUAACAGGAUAUUGGUUAAAUCCGCAACCGAUAAUCAUUAGACCCAAGCAUUGGAAUAAUACACGAGUCGAGGAUUAUAUACGAAAACGCGAGGAUUAUAGCAAUGAUAUCCAGAAUAUAAUGAGAUUCUCGAAUAAAAGGAUUCGUUGCAAUAUUAUUCAACAAAAAAACGAGCUACAUAAAAUGGGCUAUGUUAAUUAUCCAGAUAGCAAACAUACCGUUUACAUAAGUGGAAACGGAAUUGACUUUGGUAAUAUUGAUGGGAGCGAUGGUCAUUCUACUCGGUUGGUCCACAAUGAGGGUCAUAUUGGCUGUGGAGACGACCACACCGUUACACGUGAUCGGCUGUACAGACGAACCCGAAUAGACGGCUGCUGUGAUGUUGAGCGCACUUUUGGCACCACUCGUGCAGACAGUGCUAAGGGAUAUGGUUUUGGUUGUGUUCACGAUUGGAGUGACCGCUAUUUAGGGACUUGGAGUGCAGUCAAAUAA
This is a messenger RNA of Medioppia subpectinata, 1266 nucleotides long. The record is from the annotation of a GenBank genome assembly. Lineage: Eukaryota; Metazoa; Arthropoda; Arachnida; Sarcoptiformes; Oppiidae.